AUGCCAUCUCUGGGCCAUUUAGCUCAGAGCGUGUAGAGGUUGACUCUGAGCUUUGGCCAGCUCUCUGAGUCGUAUCUCUGUGAGACAGACAUAAGAAGUCCUAGACCUUCUGAACAUAGACUUAAACAAUGGAGAGACAGUUCCAAAGUAGAGAGAAGGAACCCUGCUGGUCUCUGAGACUCUGGACAGUUGCUGUGAUUUCCAUCCUCCUCCUCAGCACCUGUUUCAUUGCAAGCUGUGUGGUGACUUACCAGUUUGCGGUGGACAAACCCAACACAAGACUGUCCGAACUUCAUGCAUACCAUUCCAGUCUCACCUGCUUCAGUGAGGGGACGAGAGUGUCAGAAAAAAUGUGGGGAUGUUGCCCAAGUCACUGGAAGUCCUUUGGCUCCAGCUGCUACCUCAUUUCUACCAAUGAGAACAUCUGGAGCAUCAGUGAGCAGAAAUGCAUUGAGAUGGGGGCUCAUUUGGUGGUGAUCAACACUGAAGCCGAGCAGAAUUUCAUCACCCAACAGCUGAAUAGGUCACUUGCUUACUUCCUGGGGCUUUCUGACCCACAAGGUAAUAACAAAUGGCAAUGGAUCGAUAAUACUCCUUUCAGUCAAAACAUCAGGUUCUGGCACCCCCGUGAGCCCAAUUUGCCUGAAGAACGAUGCGCUUCAAUAGUUUUCUGGCAUUCUCUGAAUUGGGGCUGGAAUGAUGUUUUCUGUGAUAGUAAAUAUAAUUCAAUAUGUGAAAUGAAGAAGACUUACUUAUGAGUGGCAUUUUAUUCAUUCAUACCCUGGAAGCCUUUUGGCAUGUGCACAUGACCAUAGCCAUUCUCUUUCUAGAUGUUCCUUUUCACUGAUGACAGAAUGUGUCCUUCCUCUCUGUGAUGGUUAGACUCUUGUCAACUGGACCCAAAUAGAGUCACCUGGGAAGAGGGAUCCCCAGCUAAGGAAUUACCUCCAUCAAACUGACUUGUCAUCAUGUCUGUGGGGCAUUUUCUGGAUUAAUGAUUGUUGUAAGAGGGUCCAGUGGGUACUGGAUACAUGGUCAUGGGUUGUGUAAGAAAGCAAGCUGAGAAAGGCAUGGCGAGCAAGCCAGUAAGCAUCCUCCCUCCAUCUCUGCCCCAGGUUCCUGCCCUAGGUUCUUGCUCUGGCUUCUUUCUAUGAUGAACUGUUGUUACUUUGCUGUGGGAU
This is a messenger RNA of Peromyscus maniculatus bairdii (prairie deer mouse), 1181 nucleotides long. Its product is annotated as C-type lectin domain containing 6A. Lineage: Eukaryota; Metazoa; Chordata; Mammalia; Rodentia; Cricetidae. The record is from RefSeq and is a predicted model, not a curated record.